UAUUUAGAAACUCUACCGCCAACUAUUCAAACCAGCAAGUAAAACUCCAUUUUCAGCUCAAACAAAUGGUCUACAUAAGAUUUUUUUUUUUUCUGUCAACAUCAUCAGUAGAUGCAAAACACAUUAUGAAAAUUUGGAACAUCAUUCAUCUUCACUUUUCCUUGUAGAAAAUGCAUGUUUCUCCAUGCAAUGAAAAAACUCUGUCAAAUAAGCUGCAAAUUUAAUUCACCUUCAUCAAAAUUUCUAUUCAGACACUUCACAGUCUCAUCAUCUCAAGAAAAAGAAAACUAUCCAAUUAUUUCCUUUAACAGAAGGACCCAACGUCAUUAUUUAAGCAAAUUAUUAUUCUCAUUACCCAAACAAGCCACUAACUCAACAUCCCAAUACGAAGAAAUACAUGCCCAAGUAAUUAUUUCCGGGUUUGAAAGCAAUAAUUUCCUUAACAACAUCCUCAUUCAAUCGUAUUCGAUUUCGGGUUGUUUGGACUAUGCGCGUAAGGUGUUCGAUAAAAUGCCUAAAAGGGAUAUGAUUUCUUGGUCUUCAUUGAUUACUAUGUAUACCCAACAUGGGUUUUAUGAAGAAGCCUUGCUGGUUUUUGGUGAGUUGAGAAGUAGUUAUAAGCUAUGUUGUGCGGACUCUUCAAAAAUACUGCGGCAGCACCCGUGUAGGAUCCUCCAAGAAUGCGCUACUUUUGGAGAAUCCGACACGCACCCGUCGACAUUUUUGAAGAGUCCAAGCAACAUAGAUCAUAAGGAGGAGGAGGGCACUAAUUUUGGAGGAUCCGACACGCACACAUUGACAUUUUUAAAGAGUCCGAGCAACAUAUGUUAUAAGGAGGAGGAGGGCACUAAUUUUGGAGAAUCAGACACGCACCCGUCGACGUUUUUAAAGAGUCCGAGCAACAUAGGUCAUAAAGAAGGGGAGGAGGCCACUAAUUUUGGAGGAUCCGACACGCAUCCGUUGACAUUUUUAAAGAGUCUGAGCAACAUAGGUUAUAAGGAGGAGGAGGGCCCGAAUGAGUUUGUUUUGGCUAGUGUUGUUAGCUGUUGUGGAAGGUUAGGUAGCAUUGUAAAAGGUGCUCAAUUGCAUUGUUUUGUGGUUAAAAGUGGUUUCAAUCAGUUUGUGUAUGUGGGAACGUCGUUAAUCGAUUUUUACUGGAAGAUUGGAGAUGUAGACGCAGCAAGAUUAAUCUUUGAUGAUUUGUUGGUGAAGAGUACGGCUACUUGGACCGCGAUUAUUGCAGCGUGUGUGAAUGCGGGGAAGAGUGAAAUUUCGUUGAAGUUAUUGAGAAAUAUGUUGGAGACUGAUGUUGUUCCUGAUAACUAUGUGGUUUCGAGUAUUUUGGGUGCAUGUUCAUCGAUCGAGUAUCUUGAAGGAGGAAAGGAAAUUCAUGGUUAUGUGCUUAGACGGGGGGCAGAUAUGGAUGUUACUGUGAGUAAUGUACUUAUUGAUUUUUAUAUGAAGUGUGGUAAGGUUAAGACUGCAAGGAUGGUUUUUGAUCAAAUGGAAGUUAAAAACAUUAUUUCUUGGACAACGAUGAUCUCCGGAUACAUGCAGAAUUCUUCCGACUGGGAAGCCCUAAGCAUGUUUAGAGACAUGAAUAGUUUGGGUUGGACGCUAGAUAGAUUUGCUUGCAGUAGUGUGCUUAUUUCUUGUGGAUCGCUUGAAGCUUUAGAUUUGGGAAGACAAGUGCAUGCUUAUACCGUGAAAGCUAGUGUUGUUUCUGAUGGCUUUGUGAAGAAUAGCUUGAUCGAUAUGUACGCAAAAUGUGAUUCAUUUGAUGAUGCAAGAAAGGUUUUUGACGUUAUGGUUAAUCAUGAUGUAAUCUCUUACAAUGCUAUUAUUGAGGGUUGUUUAACGCAGGAUAGGCUGUAUGAAGCUUUUGAUCUAUUUGCCGAAAUGAGAGAUAAUCUGAUUCUUCCAAGCCGUUUGACUUUUGUUAGCCUGCUCGGUGGAGCAGCUUCGCUGUUCUCCGUGGAGUUAAGUAAGCAACUUCACGGUCUCACCAUAAAAUUUGGUUUUUCUGCUGACAUGUUUGUUUGUAGCAUCCUAAUAGAUGUGUACUCAAAAUGUUCAUGUAUUAAAGAUGCGAGGCUAGUAUUCAUUGAAAUGAAUGAGAAGGAUAUGGUUGUAUGGAAUUCUAUGUUGUUUGGGUAUAUACAGCAGUGUGAAAAUGAAGAGGCUCUAAAGCUCUUCCUAGAAUUACAGCAUUGUUUGCAAAGGCCAAAUUAUUUGACUUUUGUUGCCCUCAUUGUUGCAUCUAGUAACCUAGUAAGUCUCCUGCAUGGUAUCCAGUUCCAUAACCAGAUUGUAAAAAUCAGCCUAGAUUUUGAUCCACAUGUUACAAAUGCACUUGUUGAUAUGUACUCCAAGUGUGGAAGCUUGGAAGAAGCACGGAGAAUGUUUAAUUCCACUCUCAAGAGAGAUAUCGCAUGUUGGAAUUCUAUGAUAUCCACUUAUGCACAGCAUGGAGAAGCAAAGGAAGCUCUUAAUAUGUUCGAAAAAAUGAUAAAUGAUGGACUUAAGCCCAAUAAUGUCACUUUUAUUGGAGUUCUUUCAGCAUGUAGCCAUGUUGGGCUUGUCAAAGAAGGAUUUCAUCACUUUUAUUCCAUGUCCGGUUAUGGUAUUGAACCAGAAACAGAGCAUUAUGUUUGCAUGGUUUCUCUCUUGGGUCGAGCUGGUAAACUGGUCGAAGCAAUGCAAUUCAUUGAAAAAAUGCCAAUUCCACCAGCCGCCAUUGUGUGGAGGAGUUUGCUUAGUGCGUGUAGAGAAGCUGGUCAUAUAGACUUGGGUAAAUAUGCAGCAUCGAUGGCAAUAUCUGUUGAUCCAAAAGAUAGUGGAUCAUAUGUCCUACUUUCAAAUAUUUAUGCAUCUAAAGGCAUGUGGAUCAAUGUCAAAAAGUUAAGAGAGAAAAUGGAUAGCAAUGGUGUUGUGAAAGAAACAGGGUGUAGUUGGAUAGAAAUAAAUAAUGAGGUGCAUUUAUUUACUGCAAGAGACCGAAGUCAUCACCAAACUGAUUUGAUAUAUUCAUUUAUGGAGCUUUUGAUUCGGCAUAUGAAAGGGAUAGGAUAUGUUCCUGAGGAUAGUGCCUUCUCAAAUGAGUAACAUCUCUAUGUCAUCUUUGCCGUGGUAUGCGAAGAGGCUUUGGUUUGAAUCGUCUUAAAGUUAUUUUCUAUUGCAAGUUUUGCCCUAUUUUCUAUUUGGUCUAAGUUUUCCCACUGCUUUUCCUUCUGUUACCAUAAUCUAUCCAUCAUUACCAGAUGCCUCUUUUUUAUUUAUUCAUUUUCAAUCGUAUCAUUCUUCCAGAGGUUUGGACUUUGGAUUUAAAGAUUCCCUCUGUGCUUACACAUUUUCUUAUCCAUGUAUCAGAUAUGCCAUUAUCAAGAAGACAGUGAGUAAGGCGGUCAUAGAUACCCAAAAUGACAAUUAGAAGCAAGACAUUAUAUUAGGGUUCUGUUGCUGUCAAAAGCAGGUUUCUUCUUUGGUUUGGAUGGAGCUUUAUCCAAUCAGGUCAGGAACAAAACUGAAAACCGUGGACCAAUAUGAGCCCUGCAACAAGGCUUCUGCUCUGAAUGAAAGAUAUCCAAGGCCUUCGUGCGAGGUUAUGGAAGGAGCUCGUUUAAAGGGAUGCUCACCCAUUUUCUGCUAGUGCUCUGUGAGGUUCCUGAUCGAGGGCGGGUGCACGCAGACAAGUCAAGGUGUGAAGGACUGGCAAACUUCCAACAUUUUAGGCAAAUCUCAUGUCGAUAAAGGAGGGAAAAGUGAAGCAUCAUAUAAGAUAGAGCACAAGUUCGCAUGACAUGCACAUUUUCAGGCUCAAAGAUGACGUAGCUCAGAGGACGAACGCGUGAGGUUUGUUGGAUCAAAGCAAACAAUACGUGUCAGAGGUUUCGAUUGUGACAUAUACAGCACUAUAAUCAGAUUCUCCUAACACGAUGAUGGGGCAAACCUCAUGGUCUAGUGGAUACUCAUUCCUGUUAUUACGUUUCCCAAUGUGUUAUUACCCCACGCAAACCAAAAA
Molecule: messenger RNA, 4021 nt
Organism: Lycium ferocissimum
Lineage: Eukaryota; Viridiplantae; Streptophyta; Magnoliopsida; Solanales; Solanaceae
Product: pentatricopeptide repeat-containing protein At4g39530
Exons: 3
Coding region: 175-3105 (976 amino acids)
Biological process (GO): RNA modification
Molecular function (GO): protein binding; RNA binding
Source: RefSeq, a predicted model, not a curated record